Symbiodinium sp. CCMP2592 is the source of this 4077-nucleotide messenger RNA. The record is from the annotation of a GenBank genome assembly. Lineage: Eukaryota; Dinophyceae; Suessiales; Symbiodiniaceae.
AUGCUCGAUGGUGGGGAUGGCGUCGCCGCAGAUGAGGGUGGUGGUUGUGGGCUCGGAGAUGAGGAGGCCGCAGGUUCCGGGGGAGACUCCGGGGAGGGGGAAGAGGUCGACGGAUGUGACGAUGGUGUCCUCGGCGGGUUUGAUGCGCUGGAGGAGCUGGAUGUCUUUGGUGAGCAUUUCCAUGAGGACUUGCUCGUCUUCGGGGAGCUCGUCGCCUCGUUCUUCGGCGGCUUGUUUGGCUUGGGCGAGCUGGGCGAGGGACUGGGCGAGCGGGAUCCCGACGGUUUCGCGCUCGGUUGGGGAGAUGAGCCACACUGCUUGGUCGAAGAGUUCGAUGGCUCUUCUCGCCUCGGGGUUGAAGGAGGUGAGGAAGACGUGGGUGAUGUCUUUGGGGGCGAGUCCGGCGCGUUCGGAGAGGCGCGCCUCAACGGCUUGGGGAGGGAGUCCGGGGUCGACGAUGAUCUUGGCGUCGGCUGUUUGCAGGAGCGUUGUUGUGGUGUGUCCGGUGCGGACUGGGGAUCGCUCGUUCCAGAGUGGGUGUGCGGGGAGGGUGGCGAUUACUUGCUUGGAUUCAUCGCGGUGGCGAGGAGGAAGGUCGUCUUCGGUGAUUCCGGAGGCGCCUCCGAUGCAUUCGGUGACAUCUUCUCCGGUGAGUUCAAAGUGGACUCCGCCGAGAACUGUGCCGGCGGCUUUGUGGGCGGCGAUGGUUUGUUCGAGUUCGCUGAGGAUGUCGUUGAAGUUUCUGGUUUUGAUUCCCGCGGCGGUUUUGGUGCCGUUGGCGUGCAUGGGGUCGGUCAUCCAGAGGACGUUGAGUUGUUCGGACUUGAUGCGAUCGAGCAGCGGGGGGAGGUGAUCGGCGACUUUGCCGGCUCCCAUGCGGACGAUGAGGACGAGUUUGCCUGGUUCGUUGGUGGGGUUGAGGGUGCUCACGAGCGUGACGAGCUCGUCGGGUUGCAUGGUUGGUCCGACUUUGACGCCGACUGGGUUUUGGAUGCCUUUGAAGAACUCGAUGUGUGGGCCAUCGAGGUUUCGGUUGCGCUCUCCGAUCCACGGGAGGUGGGUGGUGAGGUCGAAGUGGCCGUUUCUUCUUGGGACGGUGUAGAAGUCGACGCGCGUGGAUUCGUGGACGCGUUGUUCUCCGAGGUUUUCCAUGAAGGAGAGGCCGUCGGCGAGGGUCUGGGACAUGCGCUGGUACUGGGACUUGCGGUCGUCGGAGAGGUCGGCGUUGUGGAAGAAGGAGAGGUCCCAGUAUUCGGGGUGGUGGAGGUCGGCGAAUCCGCCGUCGAGGAGGGAGCGGAUGAAGUUGAGGGUCAUGGAGGCGUGUUUGUAUCCUUCGACCAUCAGGUUUGGGUCUGGGGCGCGGGAUUGGGGAUCGAAGGGGGAGCGUGGUUUGGCGUAUUGACCUGCGAAGCGUCCGAUGCGGGUGACUGGUGUGCGGAGGCCGUGGAUCAGGACGAGGGACAUCUGGAGGAGGAUUUUGAGUUUGUUGGCGAUGUAUUCUGGUCGGCACUCGUCGAGGGUUUCGGCGCAGUCACCGCCUUGGAGGAUGAAGCGUUGUCCGGACUGGGCUUGGGCUAUUUGUGCUUUGAGUUUUUCGAUUUCCCAGGAGGUGACGAGGGGCGGGAGCUGGGCGAGGCGGGUGGUCGCGGCGGUGAGGGCGGCGGGGUCCUCGUAGGUGUAGGGUGGCGGACCUUUGCAUUGGUGAUGGUCAAUGUGCUGAUGAUUGCGCAUCUGAUCCAGUGGUUGAUCAUGGGGAUGACGAUUUCUCCGAUUGAGCCGAGCGAGGCGAUGGAGACGCUUGAGGUUGGGGUUGUGAAUGCGGGGGCGAUUUUCUUCUUGGUCGCGAUUGUGAUCACGAUGGUUUUCGGGCGGUUCUUCUGCGGCUGGGCGUGUCAUGUGGUGGCGUUGCAGGAUUUGUGUGCGGUGGUGAUGGCGCGGAUCGGGGUGCGUCCCAAGGCGUUCCGUUCGCGGUUGUUGAUGUGGGUGCCGUUUGUGCUUGGGAUGUACAUGUUUGUUUGGCCGACGUUUAAGCGGCUGGUUUUGCGUCCGGUGCUUGAGGGGGCGGGGGUGGAUUGGCCUGUCUGGUUGCGUCCGGUGAGUGAGAUUCAUCGGGUGAGUUCUGAGCUGAUUGUGGAGGAUUUUUGGGCGACGAUGCCGAGCUGGCCUGUGGCGGUGGUGUUCUUGUUUGUGUGCGGCUUUGUGACGGUGUACUUUUUGGGCGCGAAGGGGUUCUGUACUUAUGCGUGUCCUUAUGCGGCGUUCUUUAAGCCGAUCGAUAAGAUCGCGCCGGUGCGCGUGGUGGUGAACGACAACUGUCAGGGGUGCGCACACUGCACGAGCGCGUGCAGUUCCAAUGUGCGCGUGCACGAAGAGGUGCGCGACUACGGGAUGGUCGUGGACUCGGGGUGCAUGAAGACGAUGGACUGUAUCAGUGCGUGUCCGAACGACGCGCUAUCGAUCGGGUUUGGUGGGCCUGCGGUGUUGAAGAAGGCGAAGGAUACGCCUGCCGCGAAGAUGGCGGCGGAGAAACGCAAGCGGCGGUAUGACCUGAAUCUGUGGGAGGAUCUGGGCGCUGCGGUGAUCUUUGCGUGGGCGUUUUACGCGACGCGCGGGGCGUUUGAUAAGGUCCCGAUGCUGAUGGCGGGGGGGAUGGCGGCGGUCGUCACGAUGCUUGCGGUGCAGGUGUGGUGGAUGAUCCGGCGGGAGAAUGUGCGGCUGCACUCGAUGCAGCUCAAGAAGGGCGGGAAGAUCAAGUUUGCUGGUUUUGGACUGGUUUUGCUGUGCGUCGUGAUGUUCGCGAUGUCGGCGUGGACGGGGCACGCGAAGUAUGCACGCUGGCGCGGAGACCUGAUGUACGCGGGGUUUGAUACUCCCAGCAACGCGAUGAUGCGACGGGACUUUAUGGCUUCAGCAGAGAUGCAGAAUCGAGCGAAGGAAGCGCUGGGGUGGUAUCAGCGUGGUGAUUCGUUUGAGAAUGGCGGGUUCGGGUGGACACUGAACGCGGAGUUUCGGACGCAGCAGGCGUACCUGCACACGAUCGCGGGUGAACCUGGGAAGGGGCUCGAGGCGCUGCGCGAGGUGAUUGAGCACGGGAAUCCCACGGACAGUUUGAUCAUCCAGGCGGGGCAGCUCGCGGAGCUUUCUACGGGUGAUGUAGGGAAUCUGCUUGUGGUAUAUCAGGAGAGCUUGGACAAGCAUCCGGAUCUGCAUCUGAUCCGUAGUGAGCUUGCGAAGGCGGCGUACUCGCGCGGGAAGGUCGAAGAAGCGGAAGCGAUGUGGACGCACGAACCUGAGGAUAACGAGAUCGGGUUCCUGAUGGCGGAGGCGGCGUUUGAGGGGUUCCGGGGUGAUCGCGAGAAGGUGGCUGAGCUGUACAACCAAGCGGUUGAGCUUGUGCCUGAGGUUCAUGGGAACAAGGCGGGGUGGUAUAUUGAUAUUGCGCGAGCGGCGUCGGCGUAUGGGAUGCGCGACUUGAUGGCGCAGAUGGCGGAGACGGCGAUCGCGAGCGAUGACGCGACGGCGCUGACCUGGCUGAGUGCUGGGGAGCUUGCGAACGCGCUGCGGGAUUAUCCGCUUUCUGCGGAGCGUGCUGAGCAGGCGCUGACGAUGAAGGGGAGCGAGCGGUCGGAGGUGCUGCGGCGCGCGGCGGGGAUCUUUGCGGAUGCGGAUCAGCGGGAUCGAUCGGUCGAGCUGUUGAUUCUCGCGGAGGAGCGUGCGGAGAAUGACUUUGAUCGAAAGUACAUCAUCGAGCUGAUGAUCCGGAUCGGGCUGGUGUAUCAGCAUGAACAGGCGCUGGUGAAGGGAUAUGAGCUGUAUGAAGCGCUGGCGGAGGAGCGUACGGACAUCCCGGUGAUCAUGGUCGAUUACGCGAUCUUCUUGUAUCAGGGAGGGCGCGGCGAGGAGGCUUUUGCGGCGAUGAUCCGAGCGGCGGGUUUGGAUGAUCGCAAUGUCGCGAUUGCUCAGCGCGUCGCGGAGAUGUACUCUGGGAUCGGGGACAGCGCGAACAUGCAGGUGUGGUACGACGAGGCGGAGCGCCGACGGGCAGCGAAUGCGGCGGUGGAAUCUGCUGGUGGAUGA